AUGUGGAACGAUGAAAAGGACCCAGGCUCAGUGAAUAUGGACAAGGAAAUGCUGGACUUGUUAGUCAAAGAGAGAAGGCUGAGCUGGAAACCAAUGAAGACGACUUUUACCCGAGCGCAUCAACAGUCUGAACAACCCCUCCAAGCCAGCAAAUGUUCAGCCGAAAAGAUCAACAUCCAAGCCGUUGUCACCGGAUACGAAUCCGGCCAAAUCGCAUACUCUGAGCACUUUACCCUAAUAUAUGCUGGCUACAUCGUGGACACGAGCCCAGCAUACGAAUUCUUCGCCAAAGACCGCGAAGAACGACUCAACUGGUACUUCAGCGAGUUUGGCGAAGGUUGACUAUAUGGCAUGAGCCGCCCCUGACCGGAGACAACGGCGUUGUCCACACCAAGAAAGGGUUAUGUAUCAAGCAGGUGGUAGGGCAUAUGUUGUCGGGCCGUGGCCCAUAUUCGUGACGUUUGUGGCUGACAAGAACAAGGUGAUGCGGUCCGGGGGGUACGCCGCCG
This is a messenger RNA of Pseudomassariella vexata, 509 nucleotides long. RefSeq lists its product as uncharacterized. NCBI's taxonomy places the organism in Eukaryota, Fungi, Ascomycota, Sordariomycetes, Amphisphaeriales, Pseudomassariaceae. The coding region runs from base 1 to 342 and encodes 113 amino acids. The transcript has 2 exons. The record is from RefSeq and is a predicted model, not a curated record.